UGAAUGGAUUACACAGGGGCAGGUCUCAACUCAAUUGCAUGUUUAAGGAUCGUAAGUCUUUGUGCUGCAGUUCCUGAUAGUUGAAUGUAGCUUGACUGGAGCACUUGAGCAUUUUACAUGCGGGACUUCGGUUGUAUUGUGUGCUGCUUGCAAAUACAAAAGGUUAUUUGGUGAACAGUUGUAUUUGAAUGUUGUUGUAUUCUCAGGGAGGUUUUUAUCAAGGUUUUAUACUUAAAUACUUUUGGAGUAAUGGCUUCUUAAAUAAAAUCUUCAAAUUUUAAACAACAAACUUAACUAGUAAAAGACUACAAGACAGGAGAAAAUAGCUGUUUAGAGACAUAAUUUAGACUAAAACUAAAUGUUUUUAAUACAGUAUGAUUUUUGUUUUCCUGGUUAACGAUUUCUUUUUGCUUUUGGAUAGUUUACUAAGAAUAAGUUGCAUGAAGAAAGAAUACCUUCUUCAUUAGUUCGUUCAGGGGAAGAAUUCAUGAGUUGGAGAGGGAGGAGAAUCCCUGAGUUAACACCUUUUAUAAGAUCCAGAGAGCAGGAAAAAAAAUGUUUCAAGGAAUCUAGACACCAACCACCUAACCAUUGGAGCUAAUUGAGUUACGUGUCUAACUUUUUUAGGAACUUUUUAGGAGGCUCUGAUCUUCUUGAUAGUAGGCUAUACUAAAGACUAAUGCCUUCAAAAUAAGAAGGAUAAAGCAGACUUGAUGAGGUAGAAAAACUCUGUUGAUCAUACCAGAUAUUGUAAACUUAACCGCUAGGGUUUUUUCCAGGUAUUCAGGGACCAGCCCUGAUUUCUAGAGCUUGUAGGUAGCAAAGAAAUGGCCAAGGAGUACUACUACUGUAAACAAAAUGAGGAAAGAGGUGAUUGCUUUUAAAAAUUGCAUUGUCAUUUAUGUUGAUAUGAAAGAAUAAAAACAUGUGCCUGUACCAGGGGAAAAAUGUUAGCGAAUCCUGAAAAACAAGACCUGCUACUCUGAAGGAAGUUCUAAGCUGUGUUUAACCAGCUAAAAUUAUACUUCAGGUUUGCUGUUACCAGAUGAUACGGUUUCCUCUCUGUUAGUCAUCUAGUGCAAUAAAAUGCAUUUUUGUAAUAUAGAGGUCUCUAAAAUCUCAUUGUUCAUGGCAGUUUAUUUGAUAGCUUCGUAGUUGUCACCUCAAGCUGACUUACCUUAAUCUUUUGCAUGGUUCGUAGUGUGAAUUUCAAGAUUCUAAUUUCAAGACAAAUUAUAUAGUCAAAAUUGGUAGAUUGCUUCUUAUGUGUUUUAGUUCUUCUAAGUUCUAUGUUGUUUAAUCGUAUUUAUAUUUUGAUUUUGUGAACUGUCAGUAUUCUUUUUGUUUUAGCUCUCAUCAAUAAACAGGUUAUUAAUGCAUGCCCCUAAUUCCUUCCUUUAGUGAAAUCUGUAUGUCAAGUCCCAGUGGAAUUUUGAUGUCGUAAGGUUCCACUGCCUUGGCAGGGCCAUGAGGAUGCCAGCCCCCAUCAGACUGCGGGAGCUGAUCCGGACCAUCCGGACAGCAAGAACCCAGGCAGAAGAGCGUGAGAUGAUUCAAAAGGAGUGUGCUGCUAUCCGAUCAUCCUUCCGAGAGGAAGAUAACACAUACCGAUGCAGAAAUGUGGCAAAGCUGCUGUAUAUGCACAUGCUGGGAUACCCUGCACAUUUCGGACAGUUGGAGUGCCUCAAGCUCAUUGCCUCUCAGAAAUUCACAGACAAGCGCAUUGGGUAUUUAGGUGCCAUGUUGCUGCUGGAUGAGAGACAGGAUGUCCAUCUUCUUAUGACCAAUUGCAUCAAGAAUGACCUUAAUCAUAGCACGCAGUAUGUGCAGGGGCUGGCACUCUGCACCCUUGGCUGCAUGGGCUCCUCGGAAAUGUGCAGAGACCUUGCGGGAGAGGUGGAAAAGCUCCUCAAAACUUCCAACUCCUAUCUUAGGAAGAAGGCAGCAUUGUGUGCUGUUCAUGUUAUCAGAAAGGUGCCUGAACUUAUGGAGAUGUUCCUGCCAGCCACCAAAAACUUGCUGAAUGAGAAGAACCAUGGUGUUUUACACACAUCAGUAGUCCUCCUCACGGAGAUGUGUGAGAGAAGUCCAGACAUGCUUGCACACUUUAGAAAGAAUGAAAAGCUUGUUCCCCAAUUAGUUCGUAUUCUGAAGAACCUUAUCAUGUCUGGCUAUUCACCAGAGCAUGAUGUGUCUGGGAUCAGUGACCCCUUUUUGCAGGUGCGAAUCCUGCGGUUACUACGGAUUCUAGGGCGAAACGAUGAUGAUUCUAGUGAAGCCAUGAAUGAUAUACUUGCACAGGUUGCUACUAAUACGGAAACAAGUAAAAAUGUGGGAAAUGCCAUUCUCUAUGAAACUGUACUGACUAUUAUGGACAUAAAAUCUGAGAGUGGACUGAGAGUGUUAGCCAUUAACAUACUAGGCCGUUUCUUAUUAAACAACGACAAAAAUAUUAGAUAUGUAGCUUUGACAUCAUUGUUGAAAACUGUGCAGACAGACCAUAAUGCAGUACAGCGACAUAGAAGCACAAUUGUGGACUGCCUGAAGGAUCUGGAUGUCUCAAUUAAAAGGCGUGCAAUGGAACUGAGUUUUGCUCUUGUUAAUGGGAACAAUGUUCGCGGAAUGAUGAAGGAGUUGCUGUAUUUCCUAGAUUCCUGUGAGCCAGAGUUCAAGGCAGACUGUGCAUCUGGAAUAUUUCUUGCGGCAGAAAAAUAUGCUCCUUCCAAACGCUGGCAUAUAGACACAAUCAUGAGAGUCUUAACAACGGCAGGAAGUUAUGUUCGUGAUGAUGCUGUUCCCAACCUGAUUCAGCUAAUAACUAAUAGUGUGGAGAUGCAUGCCUACACUGUGCAGAGACUCUACAAAGCCAUCCUUGGUGAUUACUCCCAGCCACUGGUGCAAGUGGCCUCCUGGUGCAUAGGAGAGUAUGGAGAUCUUCUGGUGUCUGGUCAGUGUGAAGAAGAGGAGCCAAUACAGGUAACAGAAGAUGAAGUUCUUGAUAUUUUAGAAAGCAUUCUGAUAUCUAAUAUGUCUGCAUCUGUUACACGAGGCUAUGCUCUCACUGCCAUCAUGAAGCUUUCCACAAGAUUCACCUGCACUGUCAAUCGCAUUAAGAAGGUAGUUUCCAUUUAUGGCAGCAGCAUUGAUGUGGAGCUACAGCAGCGGGCAGUGGAAUAUAAUGCACUUUUCAAAAAAUAUGAUCACAUGAGGCCAGCCCUGCUUGAGAGAAUGCCAGUAAUGGAGAAAGUCACCACAAAUGGCCCUACUGAGAUUGUACAGACCAAUGGAGAGACAGAGCCAGCGGUACUGGAAACCAAACCUCCACCUUCUGGAUUGCAGCCUGGUAGCCAGGCAAAUGAUUUGUUGGACUUGUUGGGGGGAAGUGAUAUAACACCUGUAAUCCCCACUGUACCUACAAGCAAGCCAGCCUCUGCUGGUGGGGAGCUCCUUGACCUACUGGGAGACCUCAACCUAACAGGUUCUCCGGUACCUGCCCCUGCACCCCAGAUAUCACAGCCUCCAUUCCUGCUUGAUGGACUGCCAUCACAGCCUCUCUUCAAUGAUAUUGCUGCAGGAAUCCCGUCAAUUACUGCAUACAACAAGAAUGGCCUGAAGAUUGACUUCACCUUUGAGAGGUCAAACACCAACCCCAGUGUCACUGUAAUCACGAUACAGGCCUCCAACAGCACAGAACUGGAUAUGACAGAUUUUGUUUUCCAAGCUGCAGUACCAAAGACAUUCCAGCUGCAGCUCCUGUCUCCCAGCAGCAGUGUCAUCCCUGCAUUUAACUCGGGGACCAUCACACAGGUCAUUAAAGUCCUGAAUCCACAAAAGCAACAACUACGUAUGCGGAUCAAGUUGACAUAUAAUCACAAGGGCUCAGCAAUGCAGGAUCUAGCAGAAGUCAACAACUUCCCCCCUCAGUCUUGGCAGUGAGCCUCUGGCACCAUUCUUAUUCUCUCCCCACCCAAUCAAAAGAACUCUGGGAAGAAGGUUGUGAUCCUUGGCAAUCCCCCAAACUGCACCAUGGGCAUGGGGAACAGAUGAGACCUGCUGAUGAGGAGGAAUUUUCCUGAAGUGAUUGCUGACUUUGAAGCAUAUCUGUUGAGACUAAUCUCCUCUCCUCCGCUGAUGAGGCUGGUGGCUUGUGGAGGCUACUCUGCACUCCCUCACACAUGCAUUCACAGCCAGAAGCAACAUUCCCUCCUUCCCUUCCCUGUCCCUCCCCCCUCACCCCAGAAACACAGCCUGGUUGGAAGAGAAGUCUGGAAUUUCUUGCAGGGAAGCUCUGUCUCUGCAGCAAGUGAACAGCUGCCCCUUCUUUCUGCUGUCUUUUUUUCCCCUGGGGAGGGUAAGGUGUGUUUUUGUUCAUUACUAGCUGGAUUAUCUUCAGGCACUUUCAUCUGGGGCUCAGAAUGGAGACCUGGAGAAUGUUAGGGUAACCUGCCUUGUUCUUCUUGUAUCCCCUGUGUCUGAAGGGGCUGGAGGCUUUUUAUGGCCUAUUCAGUGCAUUACUUUUACACACACCUCUCAGUUAUGUGAUACAUACUAAGAGCAAGUCAGGCCUUGGACUUCAUCUGCAAACCUGGGACAGUGCAGGAAAAGAGGUGCCACUGAAAGCUGAUAAAAUUGCUUUGGUGCUGUACUUGGAAAUGAAGACCUUACACUUGAAUUUUCUUUCUUUCCAUCAGUGGCUGCAACCAUGCAGAUUCACAGUCUUCUGUAGCUUCCCCAGAAAGUGUGGUGAUGUCAGAGAGAUGCAGAGAUCCAAGGAACAGCUGGUUUUCUACCAUGGUUAAUUUCAAAGCUUUUUGACCCAUUAGUUGUGGUUUAUGGGUAGAAAAGAUGUAUUCAAUUUUGUGGAUCAGUCUUUGAGCAAAGGUCCUAUUGCCUGCUGGGAGACUCAUCAGAGACUAUGCUGCAGAGUUGUUCUUCCCAGUUAUUCCAGACCUUCUCCCCAGAUUAAUUUCCAGAGCCUGUUGUAGACCCCCUGGAUUCCAUUUGAUUUACUUCUGACUGGGAUAUUUGUGUUGUAUCUGUAACAUUGGCACUGAAAUAAAGACCAUGCGGUUUAAA
Molecule: messenger RNA, 5076 nt
Organism: Cygnus olor (mute swan)
Lineage: Eukaryota; Metazoa; Chordata; Aves; Anseriformes; Anatidae
Gene: AP1G1
Product: adaptor related protein complex 1 subunit gamma 1
Exons: 24
Coding region: 1468-3936 (822 amino acids)
Biological process (GO): receptor-mediated endocytosis; intracellular protein transport; Golgi to vacuole transport
Cellular component (GO): Golgi apparatus; AP-1 adaptor complex; membrane coat
Molecular function (GO): clathrin-cargo adaptor activity
Source: RefSeq, a predicted model, not a curated record